GGUUUUGUGCCGGAGGCCGGAGCACACAGUGUUGCAGCCUAGACUCCGGAUUACCAGUUGGAGGAAGACAACUUCUGAGGUUCGGCUGUGCAGCAAGUAACGGCGGGGCGAGGGAUCCAGAAGCUCCGGCGGACCUUGGGGCAGACCCUCUCCACGCAUCGAAAGGACGGAAGAGUCCUAGUGUUCUACCUAGUGGGGUGAAAUUUCAGGACGGUGGAUAUACGGCAGGUUUGGGUGGAAAAUGCGGUAACAUACGUUGUGGUAUUUGUCGAAUUCUGCUUUUCUGGGAACAAUGGUCUGGGUGCCGUUUGUUCACGUGUUGUUUUGCAUAUCUUUGGGUCGAGCUUUCGCCCGGUUUGCACGUGCUUUAUUUGCAUUUGUUUGCUUUUAGUUGACUGGGUAUUUUGUCGAUAAGCACACAGUACAGUGAGGCAGCAUAGACUCCAGUUUGACAGUUGGAGGAAGACAACUUCUGAGGUUCAGCUGUGCAGCAAGUAACGGCGGGGCGAUGGAACCAGAAGCUCCGGCAGACCUUGGGCAGACCAUCUCCACGUAGCGAAAGGACGGACGAGUCCCACAUAGUGGGGGGAAAACUUCAGGAUGGCUGAGAUAUGGCAGCUCAGCCCGGAUUCCAGCUCUCCCAGGCCGAGGAAGGCGACUACCACAGCGCGACUGAGAUGCAGCAAGCUCUGACAGACUUUUGGCGGCCUCUUCACAUAUUGAAAGGGCGGAAGAGUCCUACCUGGCGGGUCGAAACGUCGGAUGUUAAAGAUACGGCAGAUCAGCCCGGUUUCCAGCUCUCCUGUGCCGAGGAAGGUGACUACCACAUCGCGACCGAGGUGCAGCAAGCUGCGACAGAGCGUUGGAGCCAGCAAGCCGAGCAUUCCCAACACAUAUGGCAGUUCUUCGCGGCAUCGACACUAGACGACAGCCGUCACGGAGCGCAUGGCUUUGGUUAUUUCAGGGAGGCGUGCACGUUUUUGGUGACAUCGAUUUGAGGCGGGAUUCCCCUCAGAUAUUUUGUCUUUAUGUCUGUUGUUGCUGUUUUGAAGUGUUUGGUUUCCCUCUAAUUAGGGAUAUUUUCUUUUACCGUUGUUGUUUGUAAAGUUUUGCUUGUGUUGACACAGUGACGGCGACACAGACCUGGACUAUUAA
Molecule: messenger RNA, 1155 nt
Organism: Branchiostoma floridae (Florida lancelet)
Lineage: Eukaryota; Metazoa; Chordata; Leptocardii; Amphioxiformes; Branchiostomatidae
Exons: 3
Coding region: 612-998 (128 amino acids)
Source: RefSeq, a predicted model, not a curated record